This is a messenger RNA of Rhizophagus irregularis DAOM 181602=DAOM 197198, 381 nucleotides long. The record is from RefSeq and is a predicted model, not a curated record. NCBI's taxonomy places the organism in Eukaryota, Fungi, Glomeromycota, Glomeromycetes, Glomerales, Glomeraceae.
AUGGAACAACAAUCAUUCACUAAUAUUGUUUCCCAAUCUGUUGACUAUCUCGGACAAUCUCAUAACUGGACUGAUACCGAUAUUAUCUCCUCUUAUAAAGAAAUUUGCAAACAACUUGACAUCUGUAAAGAAAAAUUACGUGAAGAACAUGAACUACAGAAAGAAGAAUCUGCUUUACGCGCAGAAGAAAAACGUUUAAUUCGUAUGAAGAACACUUUAUGGAGACGUUUGGUUCCUCUUUGUAUCGAAGAAAUGAUAUAUACUCUGAACAACAAACUCAUUCAAAAAAAUCAUACGUGCCACUAUAUAAUCGUUUUCUUCGUGAUCGGCGAAUUAGACGAAAAAUUAGAUAUGAAAAUAUCAAUUCGCAUGUUACUUUGA